GAUGAUUCAAUCACCCCUCGGAACUGGAUGCACGCAUUUCAUUUCCGAGCUACUACUAGCCGCUUACCCCACCUCUGAACUACCUCCACCAUCAACAAACCUCAUCCCUCGUCCACUAUAAAGACCUACCCCAACUCCAUACCUCCAAGCCUCCAUUUCUCCAAACCCUCUACAAAGCCCCCAAUCCCUUCCAUAAUGCCACCACCACCAACAGUCCACGGGCUCUCCGUGACCCCCCUAACCCAAUGCACCCACUGGCACUCUCCGCUCGACAUAAUCGCCAUAAAGCACUUCUGUUGUCAGAAGUUCUACGCUUGUAUCAGCUGUCACGACGCGCUUGAGUCGCAUGCUUCUGCCCCAUGGCCGAAGGAAGUGUACGAGAAGGACGCGAGUAAUGAAGGAGGGCAGGGUGCUGUGUUAUGUGGGAAGUGUAAGCAUGUGCUUGGUGUGAGCGAGUACCUGGGGUGUGGGAGCCAGUGUACGAAGUGUGGGAGUGGGUUCAAUCCGGGGUGUAAGUUGCAUUGGGGGUUGUAUUUUGAGGUUGAUGGAACGGAGGGAGGUGGUUGCAAGAUUUGAGGGGGUUAGGGGGCGAGUAUGUGCAUCAACGUUUUGAAAAGGAGCGCAUGGAUAACGGUUGACGUGAAUGAUAUUUUAUAACAAGAUGGUAAGUUGAAAAUUUUUACAUAUUUUUGGUUU
Molecule: messenger RNA, 696 nt
Organism: Aaosphaeria arxii CBS 175.79
Lineage: Eukaryota; Fungi; Ascomycota; Dothideomycetes; Pleosporales
Exons: 1
Coding region: 196-576 (126 amino acids)
Biological process (GO): protein import into mitochondrial intermembrane space
Cellular component (GO): mitochondrial intermembrane space
Molecular function (GO): zinc ion binding
Source: RefSeq, a predicted model, not a curated record